Cloeon dipterum is the source of this 693-nucleotide messenger RNA. It is a transcript of the gene mRpL18, whose product is annotated as mitochondrial ribosomal protein L18. Gene Ontology annotation, cellular component: mitochondrion; ribosome. NCBI's taxonomy places the organism in Eukaryota, Metazoa, Arthropoda, Insecta, Ephemeroptera, Baetidae. The coding region runs from base 77 to 655 and encodes 192 amino acids. Gene Ontology annotation, molecular function: 5S rRNA binding; structural constituent of ribosome. The record is from RefSeq and is a predicted model, not a curated record. The transcript has 4 exons. Gene Ontology annotation, biological process: translation.
GGGGGUGUGGUUCAUUUUUGUAGGAGACCGAAACACAUGAGAAUUUUUUAAUUUUGAGUUUUGAGGUCCAUAAAUCAUGUCCAUACUAAAUAUUCGGCAAGUGUGCCCUUUGGCUCGGAUUGGUCUGCAAAGAAUCGCGACAGUAGAUUUCUCCACAACUUCAGCUCCAGUUCCCAAAGAAAAAGUUGAAAUCAGCCAAGUGGUCCAUAACAGAAAUCCAAGAAAUUUAGAACGACUCCGGAUUGCGUGGAAACCUCAAGGCUACCACUUAGAAGCCCCUGGAAGAAGCUACUGGCACAAGCUGGUGCUAACUUCGUCUUCUCGGUUUAUCUCGGCCAAAGUGGUGCAUUUCACCGGAAAAGUUGUUGUUGAGGCCUCAACUAAUGAGUGGUGUAUCAAGAAGCAUUUGUACAACACUAAAGAUGUAUCAGCGUACCAAAAUCUAGCAAAGGUUAUCGCGAGAAGAUGCUUGGAAUUUGGUCUAAUUGAAAUGGAAAGCGACUUCAAAGACGUAGAUCCAGAAACUAAGGUUGGAAAAUUUGCGAAAAUUAUCGAGGAGGAAGGCAUUACAUUGAGUGAACCGAAACGCUAUCUUCCUGCUUAUCCCUUCCAUCAAACGAGACCUGAAAAGCCCUGGGCGGUUACCGAAGAUUAGUGUCAUGAGUGUAGAUUUAAUUAAAAUGUUUGAAUCAA